AUGCUCGUUGCCACUCCUUUCGAUGAUGCCGACGUCUGGACCACUGGCUUCGCCGCUCGCCUCUGGCAACCACGGAACUCCACUCGCGCGUCCUAUUCACGUCGCUUGGAGAACUUCAAACUUACGGAUCUCGUGCAUAGAUGAAGAUGUGACCUUGACACUAGUGACGACGACAGCUUCGACGCCUUCCACUUCAACAAGCCGCUCUCCACUACAGCCAACAACAGUUUCCAGGCGCAGAAGUCCAUCAAGAAGCCGACGAGUUGGACCGCGCUUGGGCCACUUUUCGCCGCCUCCAACUACCGGAACUUCUUCCUAUUCCUACGAAUCUGGUCUUGCACCUUUUCCACCACGUCCACGAAGCGCCACUCUUGUCUUACCGGUUGGUAUUGA
Molecule: messenger RNA, 393 nt
Organism: Caenorhabditis auriculariae
Lineage: Eukaryota; Metazoa; Nematoda; Chromadorea; Rhabditida; Rhabditidae
Source: the annotation of a GenBank genome assembly